UAAAGGGUGUGUUGUUAGAGUUGGAGUGUCUUAGGCAACUUGAGGACACAGUUUCACUCGCUGUGAGCUGACUUCUGCUCAGGAUCAAACCAGACUCACGACAUAAACAAACAAACAAGCUGUUCUCGUGUUGAUCAGAUGUCUGAGGAGAUGGAGCGCAAAAGCAGCAGCGGCUGCAGCAGUGGGUCCGAGCUUCAGCAGCUGUGGGGGAGUUGGUCCACCCAGUUCAACCAGCUUUAUGAAGACCCCAGGGUGACGAGGCUGAUGAACACCAGGCUGGGGCUGUACCUCAGCAGUCACCCUAUGCUGGCUCUGACAGCGCUGCUCUUCAGCUCCCUGGCUGCACUACCUGUUGGACUAUUCCUCACUUUUGCUGCUGUGACCGUUGUGAUGUCAGCUGUAGGUUUUGUUUUCUUUGAAGUGUUCCUGCUGUGUGUAGCCGGGUUGACUCUAGUGAGCGUGCUCAUCGGCAUUGCUCUCUUCUCUGCUGUGGCUUCAUUCAUCACCUAUGUGCUUUAUUUCACCUCCUCCAACAUCCUCAACCGCUACUACCCCCAUCUCAGGAAGGGUGACAUGCAGGAGGAGCAGAGUGAAGGGGAGACUUUAGGACAGAAGGAGAUGUAAAAGCUGCCGUUCUCCGACUCUCGUUUUUUUGGUCAUCUUUUAUGUGGAAAAGCUUGAAAAUCUCUGAGUGAACUUGCGGCCUUAAAUCAGCACUUCUGAGGCUUGAUGGAUCCAGGAUGGAGAGGAUAUAGUAUCUAAACGUACUGUACUGUAUGGUGGCUUAAGUCUGGGAUCUGCAGACUCAUCUCUAUGUAUGAACACAGGCACCCUGACGGUUACUAAGCCCUCUUUUAUUACCAAAUACUUUAAAGAAAGUAUGAUUUUAAUAUGUUUUAAUUACAACCACAGCAAGAAAACAAUCAAAGGCCUUCAUAGACAUGUUCGUCUUAUCUGUAUGUGUGUUUCUAUUUUUCUAUUUCAAGUAGAAGAGGAGAAGAGGAAAUGAUGUCAUGCCCUUACAGAGUAGAUAACUGUGAUCAGUCUGCUGAAGUCUGAGCUGCAUUCACACUGUAGACAAAAGGGUCCUGAAUCUGAUUUUUUUUUUGCUCCCAUGGGACUCAGAUCUGAUUUUUUUUUUUUUAUGACAGUGUGACCAAUACAAGUCAUGGUGAAUCUGAUCUUUACAAAUCUGAUUAAUGUGGAUUCCUUCAGGAGUCUCAUGAAGGCCACAUUUAAAAUUCAGUGUGAGCAGCCAAAUGAUCAGAAUCAGAUCUGAGCAAAGGAAAAAUCAGAAUUGAGCAUUAAUGCUUGCAGUGUGAACGCAGCCUAUGAACGCAGGCUGUGUGUGCAGUCGGGUUGUCACGGUGGCUACUCACAUUUUAAACUUUGAUAUGAUACUAAUUAAAAUCAUACUAUCUCAUAAUAACUGUUCUGAUUCCACGGCAACAAAAAAUACAAGUCCAAGUCACCCAAUGUUGGGUAACUUCCUUUUCAAUGACUCCUUUAGUUAACUCAUUUACACACAGUGUGCAGGAGAUUACUCAUUUUUAAUGGAUUCAUUCCUCUCCUAUGCAACGAUCUAAUGAAAUAUAUGUACCGAGCUUGUAUCGUGUUAAACACAUGCUGUUGAAACGUAUCCAAAUAUUGAACACUUCUGACAACCUUACUGUGCAGAUUUGUGAUGCACACGCCUCAACGGCAACAUUUGCACUACAAAACAGUUGUUACAUGUUUAUGAAUCUGUUACUGUAAAAGAGCAACUUGUUCAUCUGUUUUCAGUGUUUGGAGGGUUACUUCUCAGAUGACACUGAUUCAAGAUUUCUUGUUAAAAGUGUUAAAAUGUAUAAAAUCAUGUUUCUGUAUUUAGUGUCUCAUCAUAAAUAAAAUGUGAAAACCAAAAACAUAAAACAAGCUUUUGAUCAAAAAUGAAAUACUUGCAUGUAUCGUCUCUGUGAUCAGAAAUAUCAAGAUUUUCAACAUUUCUAUAAAUUCAUGUUUUUAAGUAACAAACUGCAGUGACUUUUAUGUUAUCAGACUUUUUGCCUGAUGGAGGUCCGACAUGUUGCCAAUAAAUGUUUGAACAUUAA
Labrus bergylta (ballan wrasse) is the source of this 2090-nucleotide messenger RNA. Its product is annotated as lipid droplet assembly factor 1-A. The record is from RefSeq and is a predicted model, not a curated record. Lineage: Eukaryota; Metazoa; Chordata; Actinopteri; Labriformes; Labridae.